Messenger RNA from Fusarium keratoplasticum, 2604 nucleotides. RefSeq names its product Carboxylesterase. The transcript is spliced from 10 exons. Bases 1 to 2604 code for a protein of 867 amino acids. NCBI's taxonomy places the organism in Eukaryota, Fungi, Ascomycota, Sordariomycetes, Hypocreales, Nectriaceae. The record is from RefSeq and is a predicted model, not a curated record.
AUGGGUUCUACGUCAGGAAGAUACAAUCACCCAGUAAUCGGAAAUGUCCAAGGCAACGAGACAGACGGUGUUGUUCAGUUCCUCGGGGUUAAGUAUGGCGUUUUGGACCAUUGGUUUGACAACGCGAGGCUGCCGUCCUAUGAUGGCAGUGGCCUCAUUGCCGUGAAGCAUGGCCCACAAGCCAUAUCGGAUCCUUCUGGGGUUGAUGUCGAACACCUGAUCAUCCAGAAGGCUCUUCCCACACCUGAGCCUCCUGGUUGUUCAGGAACGGAAUGCCUCAAUAUGAACAUUACUGUGCCGCAGGAGGCUUUCCCCUCGAGCAAAUUCCCGGUUAUGGUCUUCAUUCACGGAGGAGGCUUUUUUACUGGUGCCAACUGGUGGCCCCAGGUCGACACUAAGCAGAUUGUCCGACAUUCCAUGCAGCAAGCGAAACCCAUUAUUGCAAUAAAUAUCAACUAUCGCCUUGGCAUACCUGGCUUCCUCACAUCUCUAGAACUACGCGACGCAGGUUUUCGAAGCAACAACGGUCACCAUGACCAACGGGUAGCCUUGCGAUGGAUCAAACAGUACAUUUCUGGUUUCGGCGGGGACCCUGAUCGUAUCACGGUCGCUGGUGAAAGUAUAGGCGGACUCUCCGCACUACGAGCUUUGAGUCCUGACGAGAAGCUCGCAUGGCGUGUUGUUGUGUUGGCUGGUGCACCUCCUCUCAUGACCCCACCCCCGCUUGAAACAGCUGAGCUUGCGUACCAGCAAGUCCUCAAAGCUCUCGAGGUUGAGGGGGGCUCUCCAGCCGAACGAAUCCAGGCUCUGAAAGAUGCAUCCCCCGAGUAUCUAUCUGCAAAGAUAGACAAGGGCAUAAUGUUCAGUCCCUUGGUGGAUGGCGAGCUUAUCCCAUCCCAACCAACAUUCGACGCUAUUCUCAACGGGAACCCACCAUGGAAGAACACUUCCUGCGAGGCUGCCUUUGUCGGCUAUGCCCCUCUCGACGCCAGCGUCCUUGGAAUCAUGGGUCUGUUCCAAAGAAAACUGGGGAUCGGAGCCGCAUUCUCUGACCAUGUGCGGUCGAAUUUGCCGCACCAGUCCCAGGUGGCAGACAAAUUGCUGGAAAUCUACAAGAUCAGAGACGAAAAAAGCGACGAUGAAGCCUUGUUGAGCAUCAUCCAAUUCGCCUCGGAUAUUGGGUACCGUGCAACAGCCCAUGCGUUGGCCAAGGCAUUCCCAGGAGAGUCGUUCCUGUUGCAGUUCUCAGAGCCAAAUCCGUGGGAAGGUCCUUUCAAAGGCCACACCACACACGUCCCUGUUGAUGUCGGUCAUUUACUUCGUAUCCCUUCUGAUGUCAAGCUCCCGACAGAGCCUGAAGAUGAAUUCAACUGUCUCAACCUGGACAUCGUGGCGCCCAAGGAUUUUGCAUCGCCGCAGCAUAGACUGCCCGUCAUGGUGUGGAUUCAUGGGGGGUCUCAAGCCGUCACUUUUGGAAGCGCUGCAUCAGGGCUCUGUGGUUUUUCUGCCCUCGUCAAGGGCUCUUUGAAGCUAGGUAAACCAAUUUUGGCUGUGUUUGUUCAAUACCGACUCAACAUCUUUGGGUUUGGCGAUGAGACGAGCGAAGGGAAUCUGGGCUUACGCGAUCAAGCCAUGGCGCUCGAUUGGGUGCGGCGUAACAUCUCAGGCUUUGGCGGUGACCCUGAUGCAAUAACUCUGGCAGGUGAAAGCGCCGGCGCUGUGUAUUGUCACGCGCAUCUUGCGUGUCGUGCACCUGCGAAGCAGUUCGUGCUGUCGUCAGGCUCAUUGCAUUUGUCGCCCCCUCAACCAGUGGAGAAAGCUCAAUCUGUUCGUCAAACAUUGGCCCGGCAUCUUCGUAGCCUUGGAGACUUCGACUUGCGGACCGCUCCUGUCAAGGUCAUGAUUGAGGCUAUAAAGAUGUCCGGGAUUCAGUCCUGGUUUCUGGUGGCCGAUGAUGUGCUUCAAGACUGGCAGCAAAGCACAGGUAGUUCGGAGAGACUUCUUCUCAGCGAUGUCCGAAGCGAGUCCAUCAUCUGGAGGCAAGGCGUAUGGACAACAAGCAUCGACCGCAUCGACAACGCGUUCAAUUUGGCGGGUGAAUACAGUAGCGAGAUGAAGAGUCUUUACAAUAUCCGCACUGACAGGCCAUCCUCAUGCAGGAUCGGGGCCUUGGAUUUCAUCAACGACUACAAAUUCGUCCUCCCAGUGGAAAAGAUGACGAAGCAAUGGCGUCAAGCACGGAAGCCCGUCUUUCGAUGCCUGGUGGACGAGGAGAACCCUUGGCAACCGUCAAAUGGAGCUCAUCAUGGGAUCGACCUGGUUUUUCUGUUUGGAGGAUUUGAUUUGGGCCUGCCGGACGCAGCAAGGCGGACAGGGGAGCACAUGCGCAAAGCGUGGAUCGACUUCAUCUCCCAACAGGAUCCUUGGCCGUCAGACUCAUAUGCAGCUUUUGGCCCCUUCGGCAUGUACCAUUCACUUGAUGAUAGGGGCCUGGGCUCGCGUAGAAGAAUGCGUCAAGUGGCUUCUCUAAGUCAGCAAGACACGGCUGGGUUGGACAGGGUGUUUGCCGCGCUGGCCACAGGCAACAUCAGCCUCCUCAAUUAG